This is a messenger RNA of Manacus vitellinus (golden-collared manakin), 3414 nucleotides long. Its product is annotated as rho guanine nucleotide exchange factor 11. Gene Ontology annotation, cellular component: cytoplasm. Gene Ontology annotation, biological process: G protein-coupled receptor signaling pathway; intracellular signal transduction. The record is from RefSeq and is a predicted model, not a curated record. Lineage: Eukaryota; Metazoa; Chordata; Aves; Passeriformes; Pipridae. Gene Ontology annotation, molecular function: guanyl-nucleotide exchange factor activity; G protein-coupled receptor binding. The transcript is spliced from 30 exons.
AUGGGGCACAGGGGUGGAUGGGGUGACCUUGGAGGGCUUUUCCAGCCUCAGGGAUUCCUGGGAUUGGCCAUCCCUGAUCUCUCCUCCUCCUCUUUCCCCCCCAGGUUGAGCAGCCUGUCCUCUCUGGGGGAUUCCUCCUCGGAGCGAAGGUCCCCCGGGCACCACCGCCAGCCCUCCUCCGACUCCUCCGAAUCCACAGGGCUGGUCCAGCGCUGUGUCAUCAUCCAGAAGGACCAGCAUGGCUUCGGCUUCACCGUCAGCGGCGACCGCGUGGUGCUGGUGCAGUCGGUGCGCCCAGGUGGGGCUGCCAUGAGAGCCGGCGUGCAGGAGGGCGACCGGAUCGUCAAGGUGAAUGGGACGAUGGUGACCAACAGCUCCCACCUGGAAGUGGUGAAGUUAAUCAAGUGUGAGUGUGGCUGCUCUUCCCACUUGGAUCGUCGUGGGCGAUGUGGAGGCAACCGCUUCCAGGAGCUGUACAGCCGGAACCCCGGAGCGGCCGUGGAGGAGCAGAUCGAGGGCGCGCGCCGGAGGGUCAGCCAGCUCCAGCUCAAAAUCCUCCAGGAGACCGGGAAUUCCCUGGAUUCCAGGCUGAGCAGCGACUCCAGCAUGGCUGGGUUCAGGUUGGUGGAAGGACGCCUCUCCCUGGACUCCCAGGAUGGAGACAGCGGGUUGGAAUCCGGCACGGAGCGAUUCCCCUCUGUGAGUGAGGUCUCCCUGAACCGGAAUUCCACCCUCUCCGACCACGGCCUGGAAAGCCCCCGGACCUCCCCCAUCAUCUCCUCCCGGCUUUUCCAGCACCAUCGGCGCCAGGGCUCCGACAGCCCCUUCCCAGCCAUGGCAGAGCAGGAGCGGCCGGGAAGGCCCCUGAUCAUCGGCCCGGAGGAGGAUUGUGAUCCAGGCUAUUUCAACAACGAGUGCGACUCCCUCUUCCAGGACCUGGGGAAGCUGAAAUCCCGGCCGGCACACCUGGGGGUCUUCCUGCGCUACAUCUUCUCCCAGGCUGAUCCCAGCCCCCUGCUCUUCUACCUGUGCACGGAGGUUUUCCAGCAGAGCACAGCCAAGGAUUCCCGAGCUUUGGGGAAGGAGAUCUGGAAUAUCUUCCUGGACAGGAGCGCACCUCUCCGGGUGAAGGUGUCGGAGCAGCUCCUGGCAGAGAUCGGUGAGUGAGGGGCCGCUCUGAUGGCCCUACAGGCCCCAAUGGCCCCAUCCCAAAGUGCCAGUCCCGAUCCCGGUCCUUGCAGGACGAAGCGGACGAUGGGCCUGGGGAGCCUCUAUGGGGAGAACGACCUCCUGGAGCUGGAUGGGGACCCCCAGAAGGAGCGGCAGGUGGCCGAGAAGCAGCUGGCCCAGCUCGGGGAGAUCCUGUCGAAGUAUGAAGAGGACAGGAGCUCCCCCAUGGCCUUUGCCCUCAGCACCUACAUGAACCACACCGGGAUCCGGGUGCGGGACCCGCGUCCUGCCGGCGCCUCCGAGAAGGUCCCGUCCCUCCCCGACAGGGACAAGUGGCUGCCCUUCUUCCCCAAGGCCAAGAAGAGCAGCAGCUCCAAGAAGGACAAGGAUGCCCUGGAAGACAAGAAGCGCAACCCCAUCCUCAAGUACAUCGGGAAGCCCAAAAUCUCCUCCCAGAGCACAUUUCAUGUCCCUUUGUCCCCUGUCGAAGCAGUCAAACCCGGGAAUGUGAGGAAUAUUAUCCAGCACUUUGAGAACAAUCAGCAUUACGAGAGCCAGGAGCCCGGCACCCAACGCCUCUCCACAGGGAGCUUCCCAGAGGAUCUGCUGGAAUCAGACAGCUCCCGUGCUGAGGUCAAGCUGGGCCGCUCCGAGAGCCUGAAGGGCCGGGAGGAGAUGAAGAAAUCCCGGAAAGCCGAGAACGUUCCCCGGUCCCGGAGCGACGUGGACAUGGACGCGGCCGCCGAGGCCACCAGGCUGCACCAGUCGGCCUCAUCCUCUGCAUCCAGCCUGUCCACCAGGUCUCUGGAAAAUCCCACCCCCCCCUUCACCCCAAAGAUGGGCCGCAGGAGCAUCGAGUCCCCCAGCCUGGGCUUUGGGGUGGAUUCCUUCCUGCCCCACCUGCUGGAGGACGAGCAGGGCCAGCUCUGGGACCUGGAGCCCGAGCUGGACCCCCAGAACUGGCAGCACACGGUGAGCAGGGAGCUGGUGGCCAACCUGCCCCCCCGGGAGGUGGAGAGACAGGAGGUGAUCAAUGCUGAUCCCGAAUCCUCCCCAGAUUCCCUCUCGGAAUCCAUGAAGAAGCUGCGGGAGGAAGGACCAAUCAUCAAGGAAAUCGGGGAUCUCAUGUUGUCCCGGUUUGACGGCCCUGCCAAGGAGGAGAUCCAGCAGGUCGCCGCCACCUUCUGCUCCUACCAGUCCAUCGCCCUGGAGCUCAUCAAGACCAAGCAGCGCAAGGAGACCCGCUUCCAGAUCUUCAUGCAGGAGGCCGAGAGCAACCCGCAGUGCCGGCGGCUGCAGCUCAAGGACCUGAUCAUCUCGGAGAUGCAGCGGCUCACCAAGUACCCUCUGCUGCUGGAGAACAUCAUCAAGUUCACCGAGGGGAGUGAGCCCCCUGAUUCCAGCCGGGAGCAGGUCAGGGAGAGCAGGGGAGCUGCCCCUUGCUGGGCUCAGGGCUCUCAUCCCUUGCCCUUCCCUGGAUUUGGGGGGUCUCCCUCCCUGUCCCUGGCCGUGUUUGGGGAGGGUCUCCCCCCUGGGGGUGUCCCCCCCUGCUCCCACCUCCUCCCCAGCCCCCCUCUGUGCCCCAGGCUGGUGCUGCAGGACCCCGACGUGUCCCCGGAGCUGUCCCGGGGCUCCGGAGCCGAGCUGGAGCCGGAGGAUUGUUCCUCGGCCGACAGCGAUCCCGCGGCUCUCCUGGGCCGGGAGAAGCCCCUGGAGGAGGAAUCUCUGGAGGAGGAGCCGGUGGGCAGCGAGGGGGAGGAGGAGGAGGAGGAGGAGGGUCUCCAACGUUCCUACGGCCGGAAUCGCUCCCUCCCGGCUCCAGCUCCGGCUCCAGAGGCUCCGGGAGAGGCUCCAGGUGUGCAGGCCCCGCUCCUGGCCCGGACACGACGGAUCGCCCGGAGCGCCCUCCUGAAAUCCGCCCCCUACAGCAGCUGCUGCCGCAGGAAAGGGUCGGGAACACCGGGAAUGGCGCUGGGAAUGCCGGGAGAGGGGCUGGGAGGGGCCCAGGGAAGCAGCUCCCGGGCCGGCACCACCCGGACGGUGCCGGAGCCGCUCCGGAAUGUGGGAGAAUCCCAGGAUGUGGGAGAAUCCCGAGGAUCCCCAGCCCUGCUGCUGGAACACGGCAGCGGGAGGGCAGAUGUUCCGAAGGCUCCGACCCGGAAAGGAAAAUCCUGCUCGGUGUGGGACGAGCUGAGCCCGGAGCGGCGCCGGGUCCUGCGGCACCACCUGCACCUGCGCAGGUGA